This is a messenger RNA of Candidula unifasciata, 636 nucleotides long. Lineage: Eukaryota; Metazoa; Mollusca; Gastropoda; Stylommatophora; Geomitridae. The record is from the annotation of a GenBank genome assembly.
AUGGAUCUGGGAGAUGCCUCCUUUAGACAGAUUCAGACAAGCUGGCAGCAAGAGAUUCUGCUCUGGGGCAGCGUUAGAACACUGUGUGACACAGCCACUGACGGCGGGGGAUGGGUCACAAUACAGAGACGGACAAACAGCGACAUCAACUUCUUCAGAAACUGGAUAGAAUACAAGAAAGGCUUUGGGAAUCUUUACACCGGCUUCUGGAUCGGCAAUGAUAACAUCCACAAACUGACCUUACAGGGAUUCAACGAACUUCGAGUUGAGUUGAUGUUCAACGGAAAACCCUACUUCGCCCUGUACUCCAGCUUUUCCGUGGCCAGCGAGGAGAUGAAGUACCAACUAUCAGUGAGUGGGUACUCUGGGACAGCUGGGGACAGUCUGCAAUUUCACAACAAGAUGUUUUUCACCACUUUUGACAGAGAUAACGACAAGACCACCGUUGUUUGCACACAUAGAUGGUGGGGGGCAUGGUGGUACAAAAAUUGUUAUGAUGCUAACCUGAACGGUAUGUGGGGCAGACAUGAUGGUACUGGCCUCAGCUGGGAGACACUGAGUGGAGAUAGCGGGGUCGAGUUCUCAGAGAUGAAGCUGCGCAGGGUUGAGAUGACGGGGUCGAGUUCUCAGAGAUGA